UCUAGAUUUGAACAUUGCGGCUCAGUAGUUUGUUUGGGUUUUAUUGGCUACCGGAAAGUUAAAUAUACAGCAAAAUGUCGCGGAAUGUGACGCUUUCGGACGAGCAAAGUCGGCUAAAUGCGCGACUGGAGGCACACAUGGUUUACAUAUGUCCGGAGUGCGGGAAGGCGUUUCGUACUCAGGCGGAGUGGCGUCAGCAUUUGAAUACGAGACACGACUACUUAAAAAAGACCUACACCGACUUCAACUUUAUCCAGAUCGACGAGCGGUUCCAUGAAUGCCAGCUGUGCUUUAAGUGGGUGGAGAAUGCCCACAAGACCAUCGCAUUGCUGCAAUAUCACUACUUCAUGCACUUGGAGCACAGUGAAACCUACCGCUGCGUGCACUGUCGCAUGGCCUACACGAGACGAAGGGCCCUGAAUGUACACCUCCUGGAAACGCACAUGCGGGAGAUCGAAAAGUACGAGAACAAGUUGCGCCAGAUGAAGCGGCAGCAGCAAAAGCCCACUACUGGGCCAACAAGUUCUCCAGGGAACCCACUUAAACCGGUUGCGAAGACACGAGGGCGUCCUAAGGGAUCCGUAAGCAAAAAACGAAAUGACCUGUUGCAAAAGGCGCUUAUGGACAUUGAUCUGCACACAGAAGUGGAUAAGUCCCCAACACAAUUAUGCGCAACAGCCGCAGUAGCUCCUGCAAUCGCUGGCAGGAUAAAUGCAAGCGAACAGAAUCUGGACCGGUGUCUUAAUGCCUACGACGACAUCGUGCGUAAGGAAGAGGAAAAGGCGCCCAAGUAUGACGCCGAGCUGGAUGCGCUUUGCCAGGAGUUUUUCGAUGACGGCAGCAUCGGUGACAAAGGAGGAGAGGACGAAGGGCAAAAGUUAGCAGAAGCGCAACCGCAGCAGGAAAAUCAGGAGGUAGUCAUUAUCGAGAUCGAUGCACUUGGCAAGGAGGAGGUGGCCCAGUUGAAGAAGGAAAUGAAAUCGGAUUCUGUGGGGCAAGCGGUCAAGCGUUGUCGUCUGUCCACAACGCCCACUCGAGAUUCCGACUCGGAGGUGUCCAACAAUGGUCUCACUAAGCUAAUCUCAUACUUGUGCCCCAAGUGCGGCAAGGAGAUCGCCUCCAUGGACGGCUGGCGGGCGCAUGUGUUCAUGAAGCACGACUUCGAGCACAUAAUAGAGAACAGUUUCAAGAUCAUGGAGCCCGGACGCAAGGCUAUGUGCCUGCAGUGUCGCGAGGUGCAGCCGACGACUAAGCGGUCACAACUGCAGAAGCACUGCUUCAAGCAUUUGCCUUUUCGUUCCUACCUUAAGUGCACCCUCUGCGACCGCACCAAGACCAGCACUUCCAAGAUACUCAACCACAUCCGCUACAACCACCAGGAAGAACUGCAACGGAAAAACAAGACGCAAUUGCUCAUUAAGCCGGAACCCAAAUGGGCCAGUCCUAAAAAUCCCGGGCAAACGAGCAAGCAGGGUGACGCGGACUCUGGCGACGAGGAAGAGAGCAAAGCGUGUGAGCACUGCAAAAAAAUAUUCGAUAGCAAAUGGCGUUAUGAUCGGCAUAUCGUCGCUUGCAAAAGAACGGCAGGGAUUCGGCCAAUUUCCCCAGUCGACGGGACCGUCGAAGCCAUGCUAAACAAUCUCCGUGAGGGUCACUUGCGAAUGAACGCUAUUUGGAAGGCGAUGCAGCGCGAAAAGUAUUAGUUUUAUUCUAGUUUAAGUUCGUUAACUCAAAGAGCUGAAGUAAUAAAAAGCAUUCGCAUAAACACUA
This is a messenger RNA of Drosophila ficusphila, 1770 nucleotides long. RefSeq lists its product as uncharacterized. Gene Ontology annotation, cellular component: chromosome. Lineage: Eukaryota; Metazoa; Arthropoda; Insecta; Diptera; Drosophilidae. Gene Ontology annotation, biological process: regulation of transcription by RNA polymerase II. The coding region runs from base 75 to 1703 and encodes 542 amino acids. The record is from RefSeq and is a predicted model, not a curated record. Gene Ontology annotation, molecular function: chromatin insulator sequence binding. The transcript has 2 exons.